Messenger RNA from Punica granatum (pomegranate), 2122 nucleotides. The record is from RefSeq and is a predicted model, not a curated record. Lineage: Eukaryota; Viridiplantae; Streptophyta; Magnoliopsida; Myrtales; Lythraceae.
AAACAAUCGACUGUCUCGUAUCAAGUGGCAGAUCCUUAGACGAUGGAGAGACAUACGAGGAUCAUCAAUUUUUCAUGGGAACGGAUUCUAAUUGCUCUCAUGACGUUCCUCGUCACAGCCGAGGUCCACAUUCUCAUUCUCUCCGGCAGUGCGCAGGCCGAAGGCAAUAUUCAUCACCUUGAUUUCAUUGCGCAGUGUAUUAUGUGGAGCAUCGCAUCAGAAAAAUUGAAUGACAAAAUGAUCAGAUGGUAGAUGUGGUAUUUUUUUGAAAGUUAUGCUGGAGGAGAAAAAUUAUACGAGGUUGUGCGCUACCAAGAGUAUGCUGGUCGUGAAUGGCAUGUUUCCUGGUCCAACAAUAAGAGUUCGAAAAGGGGACACCGUCUAUGUUAAUGCCAUCAACAGAGGGCCCUACGGCGUCACUCUUCACUGGCACGGGGUAAUGCAACCGAGAAAUUCAUGGUCUGAUGGUCCGGAGUACAUAACGCAGUGUGCAAUCCAACCGGGUACAAAUUUCACGUACGAAAUUGAUUUUUCGACCGAAGAAGGAACCGUGUGGUGGCAUGCCCAUAGCGAUUGGACGAGAUCAAGCGUCCAUGGUGCCAUUGUUGUUCAUCCAUCGGAAGGAACUACUUAUCCUUUUCCUGAGCCUGAUGGAGAAGAGGUUCUGGUGCUGGGAUCUUGGUAUACAGGCGAUGUCAAUGAGAUGGUUCAGGCGGACUUAAAGGCUGGGGAUGACUUGCCCGACUCAGAGGCUUACACUAUCAAUGGCCAGCCUGGGGAUUUUUGCCCUUGCUCAAGCGAUUCAACCUAUAGAUGGCAUGUGGACUACGGGAAGACCUAUCUCCUCCGGAUCCUGAAUGCAGAUAUGAAUGCGGAGCUCUUUAUGGCCAUCGCAGGGCACAACAUUACCAUUGUGGGGUCGGAUGGAGCAUAUGUCAAACCCUUCGUGACGAAUUACAUCAUGAUUUCUCCUGGACGCACUAUCGAUGCAUUGCUCACUGCAAACCAGACUCCGAGUCACUACUACAUCGUUGCCAGGCAAUACAAUAGCGGGAUCAUCUCGUAUAAAGUCUUUGACCACACAAAUGCAUCUGCAAUCCUGCAGUACAACGGGAACUAUACAGCCCCAGAUAAGCCAGAGUUCCCGACAACCUUGCCAUCCUACUAUGCCAUCGAUGCGACAGUAAACUUCACGAUGCAGUUCCGAAGCUUGGCAGAUGAAGAUCACGCAAUUGAUGUCCCACUGAACAUCACGACAAGAAUGUUCAUAACAGCCUCGGUUAACGAAUUGGGAGAGAAAAGCUAUCUCAGAAUGUCCUCUAGCUUCAACAACAUAAGUUGGGUAAACCCACCGGUUGAUGUUCUGACGGCCUAUUACAGGAACAUGAGCGGCUACUACACUAGUGACUUCCCAGAUGAGCCGCCCGCAUUCUUCGAUUUCACGGGUAUGUUAUCAGCAAACACCUCUGCUUCAGACUUUGGGACCCGAGUGAAAGUUUUGAACUACGGUGAGGAGGUUGAAAUAGUGUUCCAGGGCACAAACGUGAUAAACGCAUCCAUAAAUCACCCGAUGCACCUGCACGGCUACACCUUCUACGUGGUCGGGCAAGGGCAAGGGAACUUCGAUGGCGAAAAAGACCCCAAAACUUACAAUCUAGUCGACCCCCCUCAGCUCAACACCAUCUCUUCUCCCAAGAAUGGAUGGGUUACUCUACGGUUCAAGGCCGAUAAUCCUGGCGUGUGGUUACUACACUGUCACUUGGACAGACAUUUAUCCUGGGGGAUGAAUACAGUUUUGAUCGUAAAGAAUGGGCCGACUGCGGAGACAAGUCUGAGGGAACCUCCUGCGAAUAUGCCUUCAUGUGCAAUUGAAUCAAACAUCAAAGAGGCCGUUGAUGACAAAUCGUUAACGGGUUGAUUUUCACAUAUCCGAGCAUUUCAUCCAUCAAAUGCAGGACAUAAUUUUCGUCUUUGUCCAUUUGUUAUCGAAAUAAGAAGAAAAUACGAUGUAGGGCCUUUUAUGACAGGAAUUUAAAUAUACAUUCGUAAUUAUCAAUAUCUUUGAUAUUUGGCCAAUGUAAUGAUGAUUGCUUGAUAUGUCAGAGAAUUAGCAAAUUAUAUA